Molecule: messenger RNA, 7264 nt
Organism: Apis laboriosa (Himalayan honeybee)
Lineage: Eukaryota; Metazoa; Arthropoda; Insecta; Hymenoptera; Apidae
Product: eukaryotic translation initiation factor 4 gamma-like
Exons: 9
Coding region: 402-1670 (422 amino acids)
Biological process (GO): nucleosome assembly
Cellular component (GO): nucleus; CAF-1 complex
Source: RefSeq, a predicted model, not a curated record
GCGCAGGCGGUCGAAGUUCCUCGAAGACCGCCAAAAAGUAUCGAGGUCGAACGGGUGAUAGCGGAUAUUGCCGAGGCGUGGCGGAAACGACCGAUUGGCGUCGAACAAUCACGAGUCGGAGCCGUUGCGCGGUUCGGCUGAUUGCAGGCGCGCAGUGCAGCCGCCGGUAGAAGCAGCCUCGCAGUCGCUGCUCGGCUAUGUUUCAGCUGAGGUGAGCGCACGAGGGACGGCUCGUGUCGCCGCCGGUUCGUCCUCUUCUCGUGCUCUUUCCGUUCGUUUCUCGCCGCCUUUCUCCUUCAUUCCCCUUCACGUGUGCAUUCGAUCGUGGACAAACGGGUCUCGUCGUCUGGCGCGAUCAUCGAACGAACCUAGUCUCACCAACGAACACGACGUAAUUAAUCAUGCCGGUCGUGCCAGCCGAGGGUGCCGGCCAACUGGAGGACCUUGACGAGCCUCCAGAGCCUCGUGUCCGCGGUGGGAGCGGAAGGGCCAGCCUUAUGAAACCCCUGGUCGUCCUCGCCCUUCCUGGCAUGUAUCUUUUCUACAAGUACAGCCAGUACAGGAGGGAGCAGCGCGAAUUGUCACGGAGGCGGGUCACCGAGAGGGAGCUUCAACAUCUUCAUCACAAGAUCGACAAGCUGUUGACCAAGCUCGAGAAAAACGAGCCGGAAUUAGCCUCCUCUCAAGAAGACGAGUGCGUGAUAUGUGUGAACGCCAGAGCCACGAUGCAAACAGCUCCGUGUGGUCAUCGGGUCGUUUGCAGGCGUUGCUUCGUCAAGACGAUACAAAUGGCCGUGUCGCAGAGGCUCUUACCUUUGAGAUGCGUGAUAUGCAGAGCAAAGAUUCUACGUUUGAAACAAACCCUCAUCCCACGGGACUACUCGAUGUCAGGAAAGUCGUGGGUCCUGCCGCAAAGCGCCUCGGAGUACAAUAUGGGGACGGGAGUGCCCGUUGGAGUGACUGGACCCGGUGGAAGAUGGGUCGCUGGAAGCGUCCCGGCAUCCGCCUCCCUCUACUCUAUGGCGAGCGGUUCAUCCUCCAUUUCCGGAGUGUCUUCCGUGUCUUCCUCGAGUUCGUCCUCUGCGAGUAGCACGGGAAGUUCGAAUCUUGGGAAACCUACGAGGGUGAGGCAACCUUCCGGCGCGACUUUGAGACGCUCCCAGACGCAAUCUAUGAAAAUGAGAAUUCAGGAGUAUCAAGAUCCGGUUCAACAGGUCGCCGAGGAGGAAGAGGUGAUGAGGGAAAAUCGGGAUCGUAGAUUGCCGCCUAUCAAGGAAUUCCAAAGAGACUAUCGCGCUGGAAAAGCAUCCACUAGGAUAAGAUGUGCUCAAAAAAUUGUGACUCAACUGGAAGCGUCACCGAGUCCCAGGGACUCGAGCAACGUGUCCAGCUCGACGUCCUCGUCAUCGACGAAGUCCACGUCGAAGAGGCCUCAAUCGGCGCCGAAGUUGUCGGUGGUCCAAGAGAUCCAGAAGUCGAAGAAGGAAAAGGAAAGGGAGAAGGAGCGAGAGAAAGCGGAGAAGGCUCGUCAGAAGGAGGAGGAGAAGGCGGAGAAGACAAGGCAGAAGGAGGCUAAGAAGCUGGCCAAGGAGGAGAAGAAGAGGGCGAAGAAGGAAGCGAAGGCGAGGCGAAAGGAGGCCGAAGAAUCCCUCCUUAGGGAGGAAAAGUAGUCUUCGAGUAGUCGAGUAGGGGCGACAAGUAGAAAAAUCAAGAACGAUCGAUAAGCCUGGAAGAAAAAAAAAAAAAGGAUUUCGAAUACUAUUAUAGGAUCCAUCUCAUCGUGCUCGGGGCACGUUCAAGCUGUGUCGUGGACGCGAUCGUUAUUAAAGAAAGAGAAUAAAAAAAAAAAAAAAGGAAAAGAAAACGAAAAAAAAAAAAAAAGAAGAAAUCAAAAGAUUCACGAGCAUUUUGUAAUAUUCUUAGGGUCUAGUUAGUGUUCUUCUCGAGACGCGCGGCCAUUUCGAUGAUUCAAAGUAGGCAGUGGUGUCUACCAUUAAUAAUAUAGCGUUUUCAUUCCGGAGAGGAAGGGUCUAUUUAUCGACUAUAUAUUUACCGCUUUAUUUAAAGAACGAUUAGGAUAAGGAUAUUUUAACGUUUUAUAAAAGGGCGAGGUGGGUUUUCGCGGGACAGCUUGAACCGAUGCCAAUUCCCGAGGGAUGUGAUGAGAACGUGUAGCGGCGAUAGGAAAAAAAAAAAAAAAAAAAAAAACGUAUAUCUAAGAAAACCUAGAAGCGGCCAAACAUAGUAACCUGUCAUAUCGAGUUAUCGCGGACUAAUAAUACUAAUCGAUAAUAGGAAGACUCGAGAGAAAAGCGUAGCGCUACGUUUGCUAUUAUUUGAUUAUCGCGUAAUCUAUAACCCUUUAUCCUGGGCGUUUCCUUUUUGUAGGAACAGUAACCUCGUGACGUUUCGUCGUUACUUUUUUUUAUAGGAUCAUCGUCGAUCAUCACACUACUCGACCACCAACUCGAAAUCGGUCAUUUCUAGGUUGGUUGGUCUACGAACACCAAAAAUUCUCGAAUAUCUGCUUCACGGACAAUACUUUCGAGUACGUAGUUUGUUGAUUCGCAGUUAUUAUUGAAUCUCCCCGCACAGUUCGUCACAUUUCUAGGAAGGAAAGAAAAACUUGUCGUCGAAGUUACUCUUCAUUCAACGAAUCAUCUCGAUCGUGCAUAUUAGUUCGUUAGAAAAACUCCUGUUAACAUUGAAAUUCAUCGUUGUUUCGUUCUUCGUCCACGACGAUUAUCCACGAAGAAAAUGUCGAACGAAUGUGGAAGAUGAUCAGGAUCAUCAAACGUGAAAAGAAAUUCCAUUUUAUCGAGUACCGAUCAAAAAGUAUCCAUAUUUUUCUUUUUUUUUUUCUUUUUCUCGUAUUCAUCCGAUUUGCCGAUCGAUUAUUAUUUCAUCCUGUUCCCUUCGCGAAUACGUACUCCUGUAUACGUACGUGCAUACUUGUGAGACGAGUGUAUUCACUCAGGGGGGAGGAGGGGGGAGAUAGACGAACGCAAUUCACGGUAUACAUAUACCACGACGAUAAGCCUAAGGCAAGGGUUCGAUUAAGAACACGCGGAAGGAUGUUUAUUCUAAACAGAGUUUGAAGGGAAAAAAAGUAAAAAAGUAAAAAAAAAAAUAAAUAAAUAAAUAAAUAAAAAAAUAAAUAAAAAAAAAAAAAAUAAAAAGAUAAAAAAGAAUAAAAGAAAAGGGAAAAAAAAUAAUCAUAGUACAAUACGAUAGAUAGAUAGGACGAAAGCAGAGUUUCGAGUGCAGUGCGUGCCUCGUUUAUCGACUUCGUGAUUAUCGUAGAUGAGUAGCGUUUUAUCGAUUCGUUUAAAUCCUCUUCUCUCUCUCGAGACAAGGCUCGAGAAGCUUAAUUAAUCGAUCAACUACUUGCAAAACUAUUACCCUUUGCCACGUUGCCCUAGGCGCUAUUUCAAAGAGUCCUCUUUAUCCUCGUAACCCUUUCCACUGAGCGGAACUGAUAAAUUACUCGUUCGACGGGAAGCGAUCCGUGUUUCAUGAACUUUACAGUACUCGUAAUAUUCUCUUUGGGUGUUAUUCUAAUCUCUGGUAUUCAAACUACUAAUAGUUUUAAAUUAUUAAUAUCGAAAAUGGAAGAAAUUGUGUAAUCCAUUCUUCGAAGAAGAAUUCGACGCUUGACGAUCGAUUCGGUGUCGAAAAGUGUUGACGAAUAAGAGUUGGAAAUUGCGAAACGUAUUAUAAAUGUUAUAUUCGUGAUAUUUCGAGCAGCAAAGGGUAUAAGAAAGAAGCGAAUGAAGGAGGAAAAAGUAGGUUGAAUAUCACGGAGUAUACACGAUUCACGGUUACGAGACUAAUCCCGCGAUUAAACCUCUUUGAAACUGUUCUCGCCCCCCUGUCCCUGCCCCUACUUUUUCAACCCUUCGGUUCGAUGAGCGAUACUGGAUAAAAUGAUGCUCGGGGAUAGAAUUAAUAAAUGUUUGAUCGAUAUUCUCGCAUUAUUAUUAGACAGACCGAUGGUCUUUUCGUUCUUGACACGGGAUACGAGUUACGAUUUUGAGAUUUCUUUUCUUUUUCUUUUUUUUUUUUUUUUUUUUUUGAUUUCAUCUCUCCAAGAAGAGGUGAUAGUGAUUCAUCGUUGUGAGCCAGCAUCGCUCGAGAGCCAAGCUCAAGCAGCCAAAAAUCAAAAGCAAUUUUUUUACAGCGCGCGACAAUGAUAUUUACAAAGAGCGAUGAGAUGCGAGGAAAAGAGAAAAGAGAGGAAGGGAAGCAAGAGACGAGACGAGAAGAAUUUCGAAAAUGGAAUGGAUAAGAUCAGCAGCGAGUAUCGAUCAGAGACAAUCUCUCGAUGAAGCGAAGAAUUCUCGGUUUUUCUUUUUUUUAUUCGUUACCCCCUACUUCCGUUCUUCUGUCAUUCUCUCUUUUUUCUUUUUUUAAUAUUCCUUCAUAACGUUCAAACGUUGCUCGUCCUCCUCCUAACUUGACCUAAUUUACGCACUGCCGGUGAUUUUGAUUUCUCGAACGAUCGAACUUUGCGAGGAAAGGCGAGGAAUAUCGAUUAUUAAAUCGACAUGGAUCGGGUCGUUUUUUGAUUCGAAGGAUAAGCGUUUCAUCGUUAUCUUUUUUAUAAAAAGAAAAAAAGAAAGGAAAGUUCGAUCAAUUCCUUUCCUUUGAUUUCGUUCAUUCGCGUGUCAUUUUUUAAACGCGUUAAAUUUUUCUCGCAAAGAAUAAAAAAAAAAAAAAAAAAAACGGUCGAGAAAGUCUCCAAUUUUCCUCCGUUCGAACGAUAGAAGAUAACUCUGUCGCAUAGACGAAUCCAUCCGCGCUCGAACAGGAAAUCUCUUUGAUUCGUCCGUCGCGGAUGUGAUUGCGAUGAAAAAGACACGACAGACGAUCUCUUUGUUUGUAUCCGAGAUAAAAAAAAAUCAUCGCGCACAUAUCAGUAGUGAUUAAUGCAUUUUACUCGGCGUCUUUGCCCCAACUUCAUCUACAACGUGAAAAUCCGUGUCUGUUCGUCGGGGGACCGGUUUCGUAUCUUGUCGCGUCGAGCCGAUGAUGAAGUUAAACUCGAGGACGCUGCCAAUUAGCGUGUUAACGUAGACUGUCAAUUAUUACCUGUUACAUCGGUUUCCAUUCGUAAACGAGCCGAGCAUUUCACGUAAGCAUGCAUCGUAAUCGACGGCAUUAUUCUAUUCUGAAGGAGCUCGUGUCGCUCGAGCGCCACUCGAACUCCAUUAAGAAAAAGAAGCACGCGCGCUUCUUUCUAGGGUUCGAGGGAACAGUGUCAAGGGAAUCUUCACGCGUUCACAUUUCGAAUCGUUUCGUUUGCGUUCGCGAGACUUUCUCGAAUCUAACGUGAAAAAAAAGGGGGAGAGAGAGAGACAGAGAGAGAAAGAAAGAGAGAGAGGGAAGCAAGAAAGCAAAGGAAAUUUUCGAGAAGAUAGAUAGAUUACAGAAAUAGAGAAAGAAAGAGAGAGAGAGAGAGAGAAAAGGAGAGAAAGAAAAUGUAUGUAUGUGUGUAUGUGAGAGAGAGAGAAAAACAGAGAGUGUGUGUGUGUAUGUGUGUGUGUUUUCUGCCAUCGUAAAGUCAAUUUUAUCGUGUACGUAUAUGUAUAAUUUCAAUAAAAACGGACGCUGCAGGUAGAUAUUUUUGCUGAGACGAUUUCAGCGUACGAUUCUUCGUUAUUACGUGGCCUGAAACUCGAAAGAGAUAGAGAGAAACGAGAAUUGACUCCAAGGUUCAGCGAUUUUAUUAUAUCCUUGUCGGAUCGUAAGAAAUUAUAUGGCAAUAUCAUAUGAUCCGACUGUAAAUCCUGGCCUUCCUGGCGUCACUUCUACGCGUUUACAAGAUCAUGGUUCUUAGAUUGCGAUCUACUAUAUCGUACUCGAUCGAUUUGAAAAUAAGAGAAUCGAGAAUGAUAGGAGAUCUGAAAUGCUUCGAUAGACGAUAGUAGAGAUGAUGCUGUAUAAAUGCGGAUUAAAGAGAUAAAUUAAGGAUUGUUGAGCUACGAAGAUUUUUCGUAUAGCAUUUGGAAGAAUUAUUUAAGAAAGGGAAGUUAUAAAUAUCUCGAGACACAAAAAUUGUUGGCAAUAAUAUUUCAACUAGAAAAAGAGAGAGAGAGUAGUGGUGGAUGAGAGAGAGAAAGAGAGAGAGAGAGAGAGAGAUGAAUCGUGCGGCGUCUGUAAUCGAUACAGCGCGACGUGCAUGUAUCGCGUUCAAUACGAGGAUAACUUUAUUGUACUUUAUCGUGUAAGAGAGAUUUGUAGAGAGUUUAUAUUAGGCCAAUUGUCACAGUGAGAGUUAUACGAUAGUGAUGUUUUUUUCUCCUUCAAAAGAAAUCGUGGCCAACUAUUCCAAUUCCCUUCCCUUCAAAGAAGAGAAUUUUGUUCCGCUUUGCGUCUGAUCCACCAUGUUUUAAUUAGCUCGUCUUUUAUUCUCCCAAUGUUAUCAUCACCAAGCUUGUGGAUCAAUCGAUGUUCAAUAAUCGACGAGAAAAAUUGGAGAAAUAGCACAUUCGAGUGAACGAAGUUAAAAGUGCUAAAAGUAAGCCUCGAACAGUCCAAAUAGUUGGCCACAAUUACACAAAAAGGCACAAAAGAUCGUGUCCAGCAUAAUACUCGCGUAACAAUUGCCUGGAUGAUCAAUUUGUGUGAUAUGGACAGUGAAAGGAUCCAUCGAAGGAUAUAAUCUCGAGUGCCGAUUCAGAACGUAUUCUCGUAAUUUUCAAUGAUUUUAUUUCGUUCCAAGGUACCUGUUCUUGGCCAAAUAUAAAUUAACGAAAUUAUGUUAAUUAACGUUAAGAGGAAACAUAACAUUUGUUUGUUUAAUAGAUGAUUUUCUUUUAUUUUAAUCGAAAGUUGCAUCGAGAAGCAAGUUUUGCAUUGAAAAAAAUCAAAAUUUAUAAACUUAUUUAAUUGUAGGAAUUGAUGGAUUAAGAUGAUAAUCUAAUAAUGGAACUUGCUCCUUUGAUGAAUCUUUAAAAAAAUAUUGUUUUGAACGCGUGAAGAAAUCAUUUUUCAUAUUUUCUUUUUACUGUACGUUUUUUUUUUUUUUUUUAAUCAAAUUAAAUGUUCAAGAUAAAAAACAGGUUCAAAUGGAGAAAACUUUUCGAAUGGUAGAUUUUAUCAAUUUUAUUUUUUUUUAAUUUCAUUUAAAACAGAGUCAGACACGAAAAGAAAAGAAAAAUAAUUCUUUAGAGAUUGUAUUACGCGAUGUAUUACGAUCUGUACGAACAGACGAUGAAUAUGAACAAAAAUCAAAUAAAACGUUACAAUGAAUGUUAGUUAA